Molecule: messenger RNA, 1551 nt
Organism: Colletotrichum phormii
Lineage: Eukaryota; Fungi; Ascomycota; Sordariomycetes; Glomerellales; Glomerellaceae
Exons: 2
Coding region: 1-1551 (516 amino acids)
Source: RefSeq, a predicted model, not a curated record
AUGGAUCACCCCAUGCAGGAUGCCGCAGCCGACGUGCUGGCGGAUGCUAGACGUACCCUCGAGGCUCUGAAGAGCUCUGGAGUUUCCCGUGAAGCACUAUUGCAGAUGUGGGAAGCUGGCGACAAGGCGGCUCAGCAACAGCAACAGCAACAACAGAUGCAGCUUCAGCUUCAGCACCAACAACAGCAGCAGCAACACCAACAGCAUGCCCCACAGGAUGUCGCGAUGGAGGAUGCUUCUACACGAGCGAUAUGCCAUGGCCAAAUAGGUCAUAAGCCACGCAUCUCCGUAUCAUCGACGAGCUCGGGCUCUUCCGGCCAUGCGAGUAUCUGGUCCAUGGGCUCCGCUGCCUCCAAUGCCACCGUCUCGACACAUUACUCCCAAGCUUCGCAGACCCCUUCCACCCAGCAGUGCGCGCCCGCAGCUCCCGGAGGCGUGCCCCAGGUAGCAAGCGCUCAGACAGGAUGGGGUCCCGGACGCUUCAACUUUUACUGGUGUACCUCAUGCGAAACGAGAUUUAAGCGCAAGUACGACUGGAAGCGUCACGAGGAGGAGUUCCAUGAGCGUUGGAAGAAGUACCCUUGCCCCGAGCCUGGCUGCAACAGGAGCUUCUGGGGAGCCAACACCUUCAACCAGCACCACAAGGCUUCGCACGGCUGCAAGUCUUGCCCGCACUCCGAAAAGGUUGUCAAGUAUCUGAAGAGGAGAAAGUACUGGGCUUGCGGCUUUUGCUCGGCCCUGCACCCUUCGAGAGAACGUCAUGUCGAGCACGUCGCCAGACACUUCGAAUCAGGAAAGACGAAGUCGGAUUGGAUGCACUCAAGAGUUAUCUACGGCCUCUUGCAUCAGCCUCUGAUCCACGAGGCUUGGAAAGAUGUGCUCAUGUCCAAGGCCAACGAGUUCCAGGGACGUCAGCCUAACUUCAGCUGGAAUCCUACCCAGACUGGUCGAGCGCAGGGUUUCAUGGAGAACGAGAGCCCAGGCCAACUUCAAGAUUUGCUCGAAUUCUUCUCUGGGUCCAGCUCUGAGGCCGAGUCUAUUGUCCUGAUUGCCUACAAGCUGGCGGAUCUCGUCUACCUUCCUGUUCCGGCCUCGCCGCCAAUGCAGUAUUCUCAAUGCUACGCACCUCCUGCUGCUCUCCCUCAACAAUACCCCCCUCAGCCUCUUCUUCCUCCUUCGAUACCUUCCCAAACUCUUCCGACACAAUCACCUCAACCUCCAGUUCUGGCGUCACAGGAUUCAUCACCCUCGCCGUACAUGGAACAAAUGAGGGCUCAGUCAAUGAUGCCGCAGCCUUUGUUCCACCCUCAACAGCCGCGCGCGCACACGGAACCUCUGCGUCGAGCAUCACUUGACAGAGAGCUUCCGCCGCCGCCACAAGAAAAUCAACCGAUGAAUUUCCAAUUUAUGCCUGAAAAUAUGGUCACAUUUGAGGACUGGGAGAGUUUCUCCAGCACAGUCGUCGACGAGAAUGCACCACAACCCACGCCAAUGACAACAGAUUGGCCGCUGGUGCCUGUACAAUAUUACAAUGCCCCUGUAGGGCCAUGA